Molecule: messenger RNA, 648 nt
Organism: Leishmania braziliensis MHOM/BR/75/M2904
Lineage: Eukaryota; Euglenozoa; Kinetoplastea; Trypanosomatida; Trypanosomatidae
Exons: 1
Coding region: 1-648 (215 amino acids)
Source: RefSeq, a predicted model, not a curated record
AUGGCGGAUCCAGCAGACGUACUUCUCCUGUCGCUUGAGGUGGAGGCGGCAGCUGCUCGAAACGCCGAACUGAGUCAGACCAUUGAGGCGCUGCAGGACGAGGUACUGCGCCUCCGGCGCGCGGAUGCGUCGCUCUUUGCUUGCGAUGCGCGACAGGGGCCGAAGUUACCCUCGGAAACCGUGGAGGGGCCAAGUACGACGCGAGGCGUACAGCGAGACCUGUCGUCAGCUGCUGCAGAUGCCAGAGAGGCGUUUCUCGUCCUGGAUGACUUGCUUUUCGAAGUGGCUGAUAUUCGCUCUCGGAUACUCCCGGAAGAGAGCGUGGACUUCACGCCACGGGCCUUUAGCGCAGAGGCCACGGUGACCGGCCACGCCACGCGAUGCCUCGAGGAAGCACGCAAGCUAAAAGAAGCUCUCAUUGUCAAGCAGCACAGCAUGGCGGCGCAGGUGUCAGAGCUUCGGCGUGCUCUCGGUGAGCAGGCCGAGAGCAACGAGAAACAAUGCACAGACGGUGCGUUGCAGUACGCCAUGUUGGAGCGCAAGUAUGCAGAACUCCAAUGCAAGUACAGGGAGGCAAUCGCAAGACAGGGUGAAUUGGUGCUUGAUCGUGUCAUUCAGUCUGUCCCACAGCCGUCGCCGUUCCGUUGA